AUGCCGACACCCGCCAGCGCGCAGCCAGCCCGCCUCCCCGCGCCCUCACCCUCCGCCUCGGCGGUGCACCGAGAGAGCUCGCGGUCCGGCGCAGCCUCUUUUGGCACCGAGGACUCCAGGUGCCCAGCACGAAGGCGGAGCCCGGCUACAGCCGCCUCUCCGGCGCCAAGGGCCAGGCCCCCGGGACUUCGGGGCCCCAGCGCUGGGUCUCUGGUGUCCCCGACCUCCCCAGACUCUCCGCGCUCCUCCCUCUCCGCCAGCUGGGCGCGAAGCCUGCGACCCGCGAGCAGAGCGCGGCGCCCACGACCGGUGGCGCCGGCAGGGCAGUGCCGGGCAGCCCCCAGUGCAGCCAGCGCCCUCCCUCGAGCCCGCCGGCCCGUGGACGCGACCAUGGCUGCUGAGGGCCUCGGCCCAGGUGCCUGGCUCUGGAUGUCCGCGCUGCUCCUGCUGGCUGUGCCGCGCUCCUCGGUGCGGGCCGACGGAAAGCUCUUUGUGCUGGAGUCUCUGAAUGGCUCGCAGGGCCUGCAGCUGGAGGCAGCUCGGCUCUCCUGCAAGAACCAAGGCGCUCACCUGGUGUCUGCAGACGAACUGCAGAGGGUCGUGCAGGACUGUGCCUUUGCAGUGUGUACCACAGGCUGGCUGGCGGAUGGCACUCUUGGGACAACUGUGUGUAGCAAGGGGAGUGGUGAACAGCAGAUCCUGAGAGCUGUUGAUGUGAAAAUUGAGAGCAACCCAGUUCCUGGGGGCACAUACAAUGCGCUUUGUAUAAAGAAUGAAGAGAAGCCAUGUGGAGACCCACCUUCGUUCCCACACACUAUCCUGCAGGGACGCACGGGUUUGGAGAUGGGUGAUGAGCUGCUGUACGUCUGUGCCCCUGGCCAUGUCACAGGCCACCGUGAAACUGCCUUCACCUUGCUGUGUAACAGCUGUGGGGAGUGGUAUGGCCUGGUGCAGGCCUGUGGGAAAGAUGAGGCCGAGGCACAUAUAGACUAUGAAGAUAACUUUCCUGAUGACAGAUCUGUGUCAUUCAAGGAGCUCAUGGAGGGUUCCCGGACGGAGGUGGAGGAGGACAGGGGACAGGGAGAGGCCUCUGAGGAGGUCCCCAGACAGGACCGUCUGGCCUCCAUUUCUGUGGAGGGUGAAAACACCUCCCAGGGUCCAGCCCUUGUGCCCGCAACAGGCUUUCCCAGUGUUGGAAGCAGUGUCCCCACCAAUGCCCCAGGACCCCAGUUGAACCAGAAGUACUUAUUCUGGUUUCCCGCUGAGACUUUCCACAAGCCUGAGCUUGAAAAGGAGAUAGAUGAUGACACCAAAAAGCAGUUUCCUGCUGGAGACAACCACAGUGGCCUAACACUGGCCCCAGGUGAACCUGAGACCAAGAUGAUAUAUAGCAAUACCGAUGACCCAUUAGGGCCAUCCGUGGGCAGGAAUGACAGUAAGACAGGGGACUCAAUGGUGAGCAGCAGCGACGAGUCCUGGCUAGAUGGCUACCCCGUGACCGAUGGAAUUUGGCGAAAGUUAGAGGCAGAAGAGGAGGAUGGCGGGGACAAGGGAGAUGGGUCAGUAGGACUGGAAGACAGUGCUUCGGUCACUCCCAAUCAGCCCAUUCUUGUGAAAGUUAAGAAGCCCAGGGAUACCACCCCCACACCGAGGGAAGACAUGACCUACGAUUCGCUUCUUCCCUCUCAGACACUAGACUUUGUAGAAGCUUUGGCUCUCACACCCACAAAUGGCUCUGAACUCGAGGUCCCCAGUAAGGGGGAUGGUGACUUGACCAGCCACCCGUCAACUGUCUCUUGGAGAUUUGCCACAGACAGGUUUCCCACGGCCACCCGACCCUCCGCAUUCACCAGCUCUACCCAGGACACAGCGACAGCCAUCCAGCAGCUGCCGAACCACAUUCUCUCCACUGUGAUAGCGGCCACCCCGGCCCCACUGGGCACCACUGCUCCUGAGCGCCAGGAUAGUUUCCCAUACCUGUUGUCUGAGGACUUCUUGGAACAGGAAGGUCCGGGGCCACGUGCAAGCGAGGAGCUUCUCCCAACCCUGGAGCCGUGUGUCGGGGACGGGUGUCCCAGCCUUAGCAGAGGUCCCAUCAUUGCCACCAUCAUCACCGUCCUGUGCCUGCUGCUGCUCCUGGCAGGUGUGGGGACCGUGUGGGGCUACCGCAGAUGCCAGCACAAGAGCUCCGUGUACAAGCUGAACGUCGGCCAGAGGCACGCUCGGCACUACCACCAGCAGAUAGAGAUGGAGAAGGUCUAG
Molecule: messenger RNA, 2262 nt
Organism: Condylura cristata (star-nosed mole)
Lineage: Eukaryota; Metazoa; Chordata; Mammalia; Eulipotyphla; Talpidae
Gene: SUSD5
Product: sushi domain containing 5
Biological process (GO): cell adhesion; Notch signaling pathway
Molecular function (GO): hyaluronic acid binding
Source: RefSeq, a predicted model, not a curated record